ACAACAGCUCCAUCUAGUGUCCAUCGAGUUGAACAUUUGCUUUAAAGCAGCCCGUCUUUCUUUUAAAGUGAUUGGCUGACAUGGUUAGUCUGCUUGUGACGUAUUACUCCCCUAUUGGCUUCUCCACCUGCCACUCAAAUUAGUUUCCGGAAGCAAAGCCAUUCACUUCAAAGAUGGAGGACGAUAUCUCAGAUUUUAGCAGACCUCAAAUGUACUUGUUUGGUUGUACCUUGAAAUCGGAUAAACGGGAGUUCAGAGUUGACAUAGACGACGACGAUGCAGAGCAACAGCUGUCACUCAAAGCAGUUUGCUUGGGAGCUGAGGCUGAGGACAAAUUCCACAUGGUGGAAGUUGAAGGGCUAACUUAUGAUGCAAAAACCACCAAAGUGCCGCUAGUUGUCCUGAAACCUUCUGUCCUGCCCUCUAUGAACUUAGGUGGGUUUGAAAUCACUCCUCCGGUUACCUUUCGUCUCCUUUCUGGCUCCGGACCCGUUCACAUCAGUGGGCAACAUUUUGUCAGUAUGAAAGACUCGGACGAUGAGGAAGAGGAGCACAACUCAUCACCGGUGAAGCAGCCUGCAAACCUGUCGUUAGGGAAGAAGCCUCCAUUUGUAGGUUUCUAA
Messenger RNA from Menidia menidia (Atlantic silverside), 623 nucleotides. Lineage: Eukaryota; Metazoa; Chordata; Actinopteri; Atheriniformes; Atherinopsidae. The record is from the annotation of a GenBank genome assembly.